CAGUGUGUGUGCGUGCAUUGCCUUACCUGGAGCUCCUUUGCAUCAUUCUUCCCUGGGUACCACCAACAAAAUCCGAGCUGAUGUGCUGUUUGAGAGGCUGGAAAUGGAAGUGUUGAUGCUCUGCUUUUUGCCCUGGAUAUUUCCGUGUUUCUCUGUACGGGCGGACUCCAUCAUCCACAUUGGUGCAAUCUUUGAAGAAAAUGCAGCGAAGGACAAUGAAGUUUUUCAGCUGGCUGUGUCGGAUUUGAAUCUCAAUGACGAUAUCUUGCAGAGCGAAAAGAUUGGACACACUAUCAAGAUUAUAGAACCAAAUAACCCAUUUCAAGCCGUCCAGGAAGCUUGUGACUUGAUGACACAGGGGAUUUUAGCCUUAGUGACAUCUACUGGUUGUGCCUCAGCAAAUGCCCUUCAGUCGCUUACAGAUGCCAUGCAUAUCCCUCAUAUCUUUGUACAACGCAACUCAGCUGGAUCUCCACGCACUAUUUGCCACCUUAAUCCUAGCCUGGAUGGAGAGGAAUAUACAUUGGCUGCCAGACCAUCAGUUCGCCUCAAUGAUGUCAUGUUGAAACUGGUUACUGAACUUCGAUGGCAAAAGUUCAUAGUGUUUUAUGACAGUGACUAUGAUAUCCGCGGACUGCAGGGCUUUCUGGACCAGGCAUCAAGAUUAGGUCUAGAUGUAUCAUUGCAGAAAGUAGACAGAAACAUCAGCAGAGUUUUUGCCAGCCUCUUUACCUCUAUGAAAACCGAGGAGUUGAACCGCUACCGUGACACCUUACGAAGGGCGAUAUUGCUUCUAAGUCCAAGAGGAGCACAGAACUUCAUUAAUGAGGCGGUAGAGACCAAUCUUGCUUCAAAGGACAGCCACUGGGUUUAUGUGAAUGAGGAAAUCAAUGAUGCUGAAAUAGUGGAGCUUGUGCACAGCGCUCUUGGAAGGAUUACUGUUAUAAGACAAAUCUUUCCUUCUCUGAAAGAAAGUAAUAUCAGAUGUAUGAGUAAUAACCACAGAAUUGCUUCACUUCCCUGUGACCCGCAAGAAGGCUAUCUACAAAUGUUACAGGUGUCCAAUCUGUAUCUGUAUGACAGUGUACUGAUGUUGGCCAAUGCAUUCCAUAGAAAACUGGAAGACAGGAAAUGGCACAGUAUGGCAAGUUUGAACUGCAUGAGAAAAUCAACCAAACCUUGGAAUGGAGGAAAGUCCAUGCUGGAUACAAUAAAAAAGGGUCGUAUAACAGGAUUAACUGGAAUUAUGGAGUUUAGGGACGAUGGCUCCAAUCCACAUGUGCAAUUUGAAAUUCUUGGAACAAGCUACAGUGAGACGUUUGGCAAAGAUGUGCGACGGCUGGCAACUUGGGAUUCCUUAAGAGGCCUUAAUGGAAGCUUGCAAGAGAAGCGACUUGACAAUGACCUACAAGGAUUAACGCUGAAAGUGGUGACUAUCUUGGAAGAACCUUUUGUCAUGGUAGCAGAGAACAUACUUGGCCAACCAAAGAAGUAUAAAGGUUUCUCAAUCGAUGUCCUUGAUGCAUUAGCUCAGAACCUUGGUUUCAAAUACGAAAUUUACCAAGUCCCUGAUGGAAAGUAUGGACACCCCCUUCCUAAUGGUUCCUGGAAUGGCAUGAUAGGUGAACUUAUAAAUAAGAGAGCAGAUAUUGCUGUAUCAGCUAUCACCAUUACUCCAGAACGGGAAAGCGUGGUGGAUUUCAGCAAACGUUACUUAGAUUAUUCUGUAGGAAUUCUUAUCAAGAAGCCAGAGGAAAGGAUAAACAUUUUCUCACUCUUUGCUCCCUUCGACUUUGCCGUGUGGGCCUGUAUUGCAGCUGUGAUUCCAGUAGUUGGAGUACUUAUUUUUGUUCUCAAUCGUAUCCAAGCCGUGAGAGCGCAGACCUCAUCACAAGCAAAUGCAUCUACAUCCUCAACUCUACACAACGCUAUAUGGAUUGUAUACGGGGCAUUUGUUCAACAAGGUGGAGAAUCUGUGGCAAAUUCUGUGGCAAUGCGGAUUGUGAUGGGCAGCUGGUGGCUUUUUACCCUUAUUGUGUGUUCCUCUUAUACAGCCAAUCUGGCAGCAUUCUUAACUGUGUCAAGGAUGGACAACCCAAUAAGAACUUUUCAAGACUUAGCUAAACAAAUGGAUCUGUCUUAUGGUACAGUUAAAGAUUCUGCAGUCUAUGAAUACUUUAAAGCAAAAGGAACAAAUACUCUGGAACAAGACAGCACAUUUGCAGAACUUUGGAGGACUAUUAGCAAAAACAAUGGAGCUGACAACUGUGUCUCUAGCCCUUCUGAAGGAAUUAGGAAGGCAAAGAAAGGAAACUACGCAUUCUUAUGGGAUGUGACAGUUGUAGAGUAUGCAGCUCUAACAGAUGAUGAAUGCUCUGUGACUGUCAUCGGAAACAGCAUUAGUAGCAAAGGCUACGGAAUAGCACUCCAGCAUGGCAGCCCAUACAGAGAUAUUUUCUCCCAGAGAAUUUUAGAGUUUCAAGAAACAGGUUAUUUGGAUGUUUUGAAACAGAAGUGGUGGCCACGGAUGGGGCGCUGUGACUUAAACAGUCAUAACGAUGCACAAACGGAUGGGAAGGCACUAAAGCUGCACAGUUUUGCUGGAGUGUUCUGCAUCUUGGCAAUUGGAUUACUGCUUGCUUGCCUGGUGGCUGCCCUCGAAUUAUGGUGGAACAGCAACCGCUGUCGGCAGGAGUCACCAAAAGAGGAUAAAGAAGUUAACCUGGAGCAAGUUCACCGAAGAAUGAACAGUUUAAUUGAUGAAGAUAUGGCUCAUAAACAAAUCUCCACUGCAUCUAUUGAAAUAUCAGCACUGGAGAUCGGUGGCAUGUCAUCUAGUCAAACCCUGGAGCCAGUUCGGGAAUAUCAGAAUACUCAACUUUCAGUCACCACCUUUUUACCUGAACAUUCAAGUCACGGUGGUGGUAGAACACAUAGUUCUGUUUCAAGCAGUAACUUACCCUUACCUCUUAGCAGCUCAUCAACCAUGCCCUCUAUACAGUGUAAACACAGAUCGCCAAACGGAGGACUGUUUCGUCAGAGUCCUGUGAAAACGCCCAUGCCAUUAUCAUUCCAGUCCAUGCCAGGGGGACCAAUUCCAGAAGCCAUUGAGCCUUCUCAUGGAACAUCUAUAUAGUUAUAAAAAAAGGAGGAAAAAAACCUGCAAAGCUUUUUAAUACAACUAAAAAAAGAAAAAAACAUAAAAACUCUUACGUUUUUCUUGUACAUAUCUGUAAAUAACAAAAGAAUGAAGUGGGGUAAAA
This is a messenger RNA of Nanorana parkeri, 3263 nucleotides long. It is a transcript of the gene GRID1, whose product is annotated as glutamate ionotropic receptor delta type subunit 1. Lineage: Eukaryota; Metazoa; Chordata; Amphibia; Anura; Dicroglossidae. Gene Ontology annotation, molecular function: transmitter-gated monoatomic ion channel activity involved in regulation of postsynaptic membrane potential; glutamate-gated receptor activity. Bases 104 to 3136 code for a protein of 1010 amino acids. The transcript is spliced from 16 exons. The record is from RefSeq and is a predicted model, not a curated record. Gene Ontology annotation, biological process: modulation of chemical synaptic transmission; monoatomic ion transport; synaptic transmission, glutamatergic. Gene Ontology annotation, cellular component: plasma membrane; postsynaptic membrane.